Molecule: messenger RNA, 790 nt
Organism: Culex pipiens pallens (northern house mosquito)
Lineage: Eukaryota; Metazoa; Arthropoda; Insecta; Diptera; Culicidae
Product: protein cereblon-like
Exons: 4
Coding region: 90-656 (188 amino acids)
Source: RefSeq, a predicted model, not a curated record
CUCAAAACGUCACCCUCGGCAGCGGCUCCGCUCCGGUGAAAAAUCCUCGAGCUCCAUCGUCGUCAUUCUACGACCUGUUUGGGAAAGCUAUGAAGUGUAAUGAAAAUUGGCUGAUGCAAAAUUUGUUGGUGAUCUUUUUCGUGUCGCAACUGUUUAGCACGUCGUCCCUGCUGGAAUCGCCAGCGUCGUCGUCGUCAGCAGAGCCCUCGCAGGAAACCCUCGUCGAAGAUUUCUUCAUUUGCCGUUCCUGUGGUCACGACGUCAGUUUGUCCAACUUUGUGCUGGAAAAGUACAGCCCGUUGGCUCUGGGCUCCAGCAACCAAACACUCUCGGCGGGUCGGGAAGCUAUCGUGCAGGAGGUGCAGAAUACGCUUGGCAUCCGGUUCAAGAUCAUCGUGGUCGAGAAGGCGUACUGCGCCAAGGUUGAGUCGUGGAGUCUUCUGCACUCGUGGUUCCCUGGGUACGCUUGGAAGCUGUGCGUUUGUCCCAAGUGCCGCACCCACUUGGGUUGGAUGUUUGAGCCGCUCGAGACGGCCACCUCGGAUCGAUACUUUCCCACGGAAAAGGGCUUCUACGCGCUCAUCUCCAGCAACAUCAUCUCGGAAGGAUACGUCAACUCGCUGCUUAUGCGAGAAAAGGCCCUGCGCGACAACUAAACUAAACUAAAAUGGUCGACCCAAACCGCAAAAUCAACAUCCUGUCCGAGGAGCACCAGCUGUUCCUGAACGAGUGCGAGGAGGAGUUCAAGGACCGCUUCACCGAGGACGACGCCGAGUUCCAGGCGUACUGC